AUGGGGUCUGAAGGGCAAUCGUUCGCCGACAUCAUCGCCGAUCCCGGCAUAGGGCGCAUUGUCAUUAUCUCGCUCGUCACCAUCCCUCUAACGAUUAUCGCGACAGUACUCCGUCUCAUUUCGACUAAGCGCGCGGGUCGUAAGCUCUCUUGGGAAGAUCUUUUCGCCGUGCUCGCCCUUGUCGGUCACUUGGGCUAUACCGUCACGCCCGUGGGCGCUAUCCCUGGAGCUGCCGAUCUUUCGGAUGAGGAAGCCAACUUGCUCACUGCCAAGUUGUCGUACGUCGCAACCCCCUUCUUCUACAUCAACCAGCUAUUCGCCAAAGCGAGCCUGUUUAUGCUGUACAAGCGGAUAUUCUGGAGCGAUCUCGUCUUUCGGAGAUGGAUCUACGGGCUCGCGGCUAUCCAUAUCGCUUGGUUCAUCACCUUCUUCUUUAUGGUGCUGUUUCUGUGCAAUCCCGUCUCCAAGUGGUGGGAUAUAACCGGCACGCAGCCUGGCACAUGCAUCGAUGGCAAUACCUUCCUCGUCGCUGAGGAGACCAUCAAUUCUGGCGUCGAUCUCGCCAUGGUCGGGCUCGCCGUCGCCAUGGUCUUUAAGCUGCAGACGCGCAAGCUCAUCAAGAGGAAGUUGACCUUUAUUUUCAUAGUAGGCGGCCUCUCCGGUAUUAUUGGCUUUAUCAAGAUCGGCUUCGCUUACACUACACCGAAUGACAAUGGACAUGGCGACGAGUAUUUUGUGCGCCUGCGUACCUAUGUACCCAACUAUUAUGCCAAGUCCCGUCUUCUGGCAACGCAUAGCGCAAAUUUCAUCGACGUGGAGCAGGCGAUCGCUCCUCGGUUCCUCCAACGAGAGGUCUCUCAAUAG
Clonostachys byssicola is the source of this 864-nucleotide messenger RNA. NCBI's taxonomy places the organism in Eukaryota, Fungi, Ascomycota, Sordariomycetes, Hypocreales, Bionectriaceae. The record is from the annotation of a GenBank genome assembly.